AAUUCAAUAUUGUCAAAACUUCCACUACUAUUUCUGGCUUAACAUGUACAAAAUUGUAAUUCCCCAUAGCUAACCGCUUUCGGUGGUGAUAAGUGGGUUAAAAUCCUAGUGUGUUUCGAGGAUGUUCUGCACAGAGAGCUGUGAGCUUGGCUGCAAUGGCUGCAAUGCAACAUCCUCGGGAAAGGUGAUCGCCCCUGGAAAUGGAUCGGCACAGGCACAGUCGGUCACAGUCACUCCACAGCAGCAGUUCAACAUGAGCUAUGCUCCACUGUCGAUGCAGUCGACCAACGAUUUGGGCAGCAAGUCCGAGGUGGAGCCACCGCGGGUGGGAAUGUGCCUGGUCACCGAAUGCCCGGAGGGUCUGAGCAUUGACUGCAACGUGCCCCUGCCCAGUUCCUUUAAUUUGGAUGAGUACAAUAAACAGCUGAUCUGCUCCUGCUGUUCACAGUGCAAUGGGGGAUGCUUGGAUACCUACCGCUCGCCACAAGCGGUGACAGCCUGUCCAAAUCCCAUUACCAAUUCCAAUCCAAACCCCAUCCAGACGCCGCCUGCUUGCAGUUUUCAGUGCCAGUGCUGUCCAUUCGGAGGAGCUUGUCCUGCCCACGAUUCGCAGUCCGCUCCCAAGGCUCAAGUAUGUCCUUUGCCGAAACCACCAAGGACUAAUCGACCGGAACAGGGAAUGGCAAUGGCUCAAACGAUUUCAGCACCUGCUGCAAUGCCGCAGAUCUUCUGCCUUACAGGACCCACUUCGGAAGGCAGCAUCCAACAGCCGGAUCAGCAGCCCGUUUACUUUUGCAGCCUGAUGCCAGUGGUGGUCCCGAUGGCUCCAUCGCAGCAGCCGCCGCAGCAGCAGCUGAUGACGAGUCCGGCUCAGGACUCGCAGCUGCCGCCGCAGCAGCUGGUGCGGUACGACCUGCCCUAUUCCCAUUCCAGAUCCUGUUGCCAACUCCAGCUCCAGACGCCCCUUUCCUUCCAGCUCUUUGCGCCCACGGUUAGGUUUUGCGAACCGCCAAGUUCAAGUCCUGUGAAGGGGGCGCAUCCACCCGAUCCACAGGGAACUCCAUCGCCACCAUCACCACCACCACCAGCAACACCAGUACCAGCAGCACAGGCACCAGUAGCAACAUCUUCGUCCUCCGACAGAUUGCCCAGAGCUCGUUCGGUCAGCCCGAAACGUAGCCGAUCCUGCCUCCGAAGUAAGGAUCUGUGGGCCAGUGGUGGCCCCACCGCCAGCGCCGCCCCCAGCCACGCCCCCUACCCCUCGCCCGCUCAGCAUGGAGCGGGGAAUGUGUGCAUGAAGUGCGGCCACUGCUGGCACUGCCCGCGCUGCAACUGCUCAAAUUGCUUCUGGCAUCCGGGUUUGGGGAGAACGCCCCCCAGGGACACUAGAUAGGAACAACAUAUAGUUUAUUUAUGGGUACAAAUUAUAUUUUCAGUUUAAUUUUAUUAAAACUAUAUGCACUAGUUGCUGAAGUCCCUGAAACUCCA
Molecule: messenger RNA, 1488 nt
Organism: Drosophila elegans
Lineage: Eukaryota; Metazoa; Arthropoda; Insecta; Diptera; Drosophilidae
Product: vegetative cell wall protein gp1
Exons: 2
Coding region: 122-1393 (423 amino acids)
Source: RefSeq, a predicted model, not a curated record